UCAUUGAAAAAAUCAUGAAUAUUAUUGAUGAAAUAAAAUUUCAUUACAAACAUUGUCUUCAACAACAUAAUCGAGGUGAAAAUUAUUUAGAUUCUAUAGAUUCAAGAAUUCGAUUCUUUCGAAAAUUAUUCAUAUUUCAUUUUCUUGAUGGCGACGAUAAUAAAAAUCGUACGGAAAUCGAUAAUGGUGGCGAUGAUGAUGAUCUUUUGUUUUUCAUUUAUAAAUUGAAUGAAUCGUUUAUGGAAAACAUUAAGAUUGAUGUAUUUCGAAAAUCAACAAAAAAUUUACCAUUAUCAAAUACCGAUAUUGAUUGGCCACGAACAACAUUUUUAAAUAUAAUAUUACAAAAAUUAAAUUAUCAACUUUAUUUUACAAUAUUAACAAGAACAAGUGCAAAUCAUUAUCAUGUAUUAUUCAAGCAGAAGAUACCAGUAUUUUCAAGUCCAAGUGAACAUUCAGUAUUAUUUAAAGAAAAAUUAGAACAAUAUACAUAUCCGAUGAUCAAUUUUCAUGUUGAUAAUUACGAUGAGUUCCUAUUUGAAAAUGUUCUCAAUUAUCUUGAAAUCAUCUAUAUUGAACUUUUGGUUUCAUCAAACAAUCAUUCAUCAUCAUCGACGACGACGGCCAAAGAAGAACCAACAGUAUUAUUAUCAUUUACACUAAAUUAUGAAUCAAUUGAUAAUGCUUAUUGUGAAAAAAAAUCAAUGAUUAAUGGGCAAUAUCUUUCCAUUGCUAAAGUUCGUGAUUCACAAACAAAUGGUUAUGGUGAAGUUGUUAUUCGAAAAAAAAUUCAACGUUCAAUUUCAGAUAAUUCUUCGAAUAAACUAAAUCUGGCCAGUUUUGAUUAUCCAGAUAAUUUAUUUCUUACAAAAAUUCGAUCAUUAAACAAUAGUCCGAAUCAUCAUUCAUCACCGUUAUUAUUACGUCCAUCAACAUGUCUAAUGUAUGAUGAUAAUUGUUUAAUAUUUGAUUCACAAGAUUUACUAUCAGAAUUAGAUAAUGAAAAUUCCAAUCAAUUAUGGCUACAAAAAGGUUUUAGUCAAUUAUAUUUUCGUUGGAAAAAUAAACAAAAAAAUUUUACAAAUUCAUAUCAUUGUUUUAUAACAAAAAUAUCAAUACCAUGUGAUAAAAUAAUUGAAAAAAUUUUAUCAUCAUCAUCAAAUGAUUGUAGAAAAUCUAUUUUGAUGUAA
Dermatophagoides pteronyssinus (European house dust mite) is the source of this 1190-nucleotide messenger RNA. RefSeq lists its product as uncharacterized. NCBI's taxonomy places the organism in Eukaryota, Metazoa, Arthropoda, Arachnida, Sarcoptiformes, Pyroglyphidae. The record is from RefSeq and is a predicted model, not a curated record.